Molecule: messenger RNA, 639 nt
Organism: Rubroshorea leprosula
Lineage: Eukaryota; Viridiplantae; Streptophyta; Magnoliopsida; Malvales; Dipterocarpaceae
Source: the annotation of a GenBank genome assembly
AGUUUUCCACCCCUAAAAUCAGUGGAACAACUUUGCUCCAAGUUUAAUGUAGAAGUCGUGAGUAUUAAAUAUGCUUAGCGCACAAGAUCCCCCACCUCAGCUCCAGCAUAUGCCUCAUUGAUGAUGUCGCCCACUUGCCCAGUCACCGAUCCUACAAUCAUGCUUAAAGAAAGUUAUGCUAACACAAUGUGGAGCCAGAUUAGUACUAUGAUCAAUAUUCCCUUUGUGGACUCUUGGCCAGACUUACUACAUUGGAUGAGGAAAAGGGUUAGAAGAAAAUCUUUGCUUAGCAUUCUGAUCAAACUCUCAUGGAAUGCCACAAAUCUACAACAUUUGAAUGGAAAGAAACAAAAGAUUUCAUCUGCAGCUCUUCAGAAGUGAGAGUACAAUCCUUCAUGAGAUUCAAUUUGAGGUUAAAACUAGAAUGCUGGAGUUUGCUCACCCAAGAUCUUCAUCACUUCCUAUGGCUAUUGUAAUUCAAUGGGGACUUGAAACAGUUGUGACAAAUUAGUUUUCUGGGUAAUAGUAAAAUGUGUACUAGCUAUAUGUGUAUUUUUCUUAAUCUCUUUUCUCUUGUAGCAGCUCUUGUGCUACUUUAUGUUGCAAGUAUUUCUGGCUAAAUAAAUUCACCUUUUAUCC